UUUUAAAAGAAGGUAUUUAGGCAAAAAUAGAAGUAAAUUAGAGGGCGGCGGAAUGGAGAAAAUAGUGGUGGUGGUGGAGGAGGUUGAGGUGGCGAUAACAGCCCUCAAAUGGGCGCUCCACAACAUCCUCCGCUGCGGCGAUGUGCUCACACUCCUCCACGUGUACCAAUCAAAGAGCAAGAAAAAGCUCCGGCGAUUUCGCCUCAAAGGCUUCCAAUUAGCUCUCUCAUUUAGAGAAAUCUGCACCGCCUUCCCCAACACGAAGACAGAGAUCGUUGUGACGGAAGGAGACGAGGAAGGGCGGAGAAUCGCCGCCGUCGUGAGGGAAAUCGGCGCCUCCACGCUUGUGGUGGGGCUUCAUGAUCGGAGCUUUCUAUACAGGUAUCUAUCACUCCAAAACAAUAGCAUAAGGCAUUUGAAUUGUAAGGUCCUUGCCAUCAAAAACCCAACAACAAGUCCGACAUCCUCAACUAUCUCUAUAGAAGGGCAUUCGACUAUGAUGGACUUGUCACAGAUUGAAAUAUCGGUACUUAGUGUGCCUCAAUUUCCUCCUAAAAAAAUCCCAUACCAAAUUUGUCCAGACCCCAAUGCUAUAAUUUGGAGAUCAAGGCCUACAAGGAAGUAAAGGAGGCUUCGAUCCACUUCAAGACUAUGGGCAUGUUACAUGCAUGUGAUGUCAUUUUCAAUUUUAAUUGGUAGUUAAAAAUACAUUGCAUCUUGGACGAGGAUACGAGAUAUAUUACAUAUUGAAGAAAAGAAUCUUGUGUUGCAGCUGAUCAUGGAAAGAAUCAAGCAAGUUUAUAGCUGCUUAUGAUCCAAA
Molecule: messenger RNA, 820 nt
Organism: Salvia hispanica
Lineage: Eukaryota; Viridiplantae; Streptophyta; Magnoliopsida; Lamiales; Lamiaceae
Source: RefSeq, a predicted model, not a curated record